Molecule: messenger RNA, 1029 nt
Organism: Penicillium oxalicum
Lineage: Eukaryota; Fungi; Ascomycota; Eurotiomycetes; Eurotiales; Aspergillaceae
Product: FPP/GGPP synthase family protein
Exons: 2
Coding region: 1-1029 (342 amino acids)
Biological process (GO): trans, trans-farnesyl diphosphate biosynthetic process
Cellular component (GO): cytoplasm
Molecular function (GO): dimethylallyltranstransferase activity; (2E,6E)-farnesyl diphosphate synthase activity
Source: RefSeq, a predicted model, not a curated record
AUGGCGGAGAGAGACACCCUACAGGCUGUCCUACCGUCUGUCCUGACAGAUUUAGAGAAUGAGUUCAUUCGUAAUGGCGUUCCUGAUGCACUUUCAGCUCAAUUCCUCAGUUGUGUGAAGUACAACGUCCAAGGCGGAAAACUCAACCGCGGUUGCAUUGUCCUGAGCACUGGUCGGCUCAUGUCAUCUCAACCUCUGAGCCCACGAAAGACUCGGCAUCUCAGCAUCCUGGGCUGGCUCACCGAGUUCUUUCAGGCUGCAUACCUGAUUUGGGACGACAUAAUGGACGCCUCAGAGUACCGUCGCGGUCAACCUUGCUGGUAUCGCCGAGAUGGGGUUGGGCUCAGUGCCGUGAACGAUGCGUGCUUGAUCAAAUCAUCAAUUAGGGCACUCCUACGGCAUUACUUCCUCGAUCAUCCGUGCUAUAGCCAGUUAGAGGCGCUUUUCCAUGAAGCCGCAUUUCGGACAGAGCUCGGUCAGCUUGCCGACAUGACGACCAGCGACCAAUGUCACCUCGCUGAUAUGACCAUGGAGCGCUACACAUUUAUCGCAGAGAACAAAACUGCAUUCUACAGUUUCUGUCUUCCCGUGAUGCUGGCCCUGUAUUAUCUUCAACUUGCGGAUCCGAAGACCGUGGAGAUUGUGCAAAGGGUUCUUCUUCGAAUGGGAUGGUAUUUUCAAGUCCAGGAUGAUUAUCUUGACGUGUUCGGGGAUCCGAACACUACUGGCAAGGUUGGGACAGACAUACGGGAUAACAAGUGCUCAUGGGUCGCUAUCAAGGCUUUUGAGCUUUGCAAUUCUGAACAGAAGGCCUUGCUCAGUCUCUGCUACGGAAGACCCAGCGUUCAAGCAGAGGACCGGGCGAAACAGCUCUUUUGCGAGGUCGAUAUUGAGAAUUGCUUUCGGAGGGUGGAAAUUGCCGAGGAACGUGAUCUUGAGGCACAGAUUGAUCAAAUUGGAGGUGAGCAUGAAGACCUCAAAGUCGCCCUCCGGUCAACUCUCAAGAAAAUAUCGCGGCGAGAUAAAUAG